Molecule: messenger RNA, 1930 nt
Organism: Mus musculus (house mouse)
Lineage: Eukaryota; Metazoa; Chordata; Mammalia; Rodentia; Muridae
Gene: Ppp2ca
Product: protein phosphatase 2 (formerly 2A), catalytic subunit, alpha isoform
Exons: 7
Coding region: 226-1155 (309 amino acids)
Biological process (GO): regulation of transcription elongation by RNA polymerase II; RNA polymerase II transcription initiation surveillance; negative regulation of hippo signaling
Cellular component (GO): protein serine/threonine phosphatase complex; integrator complex; cytosol
Molecular function (GO): RNA polymerase II CTD heptapeptide repeat S5 phosphatase activity; phosphoprotein phosphatase activity; RNA polymerase II CTD heptapeptide repeat S7 phosphatase activity
Source: RefSeq, marked validated
AUUACAGAAAGCCGAGUCCCGAGCUAGGGCGAGCGGAGGAGGAGGCACAGCGGCCGGCGGCCGAGCACUGCGGAGCGAGCCAGCGGGCCGGCGCCAGCGCCCAGCAGCCGCCUGGGGCCGCAGAAAGCACCCCGGGAGAGCGGCGGCGGCGUGUGCGUGUGGCCCGGGUGCGGGCGGCGGCGCGGGAGCAGCGCGGAGCGGCAGCCGGUUCGGGCGGGCGGCAUCAUGGACGAGAAGUUGUUCACCAAGGAGCUGGACCAGUGGAUCGAGCAGCUGAACGAGUGCAAGCAGCUCUCCGAGUCCCAGGUCAAGAGCCUCUGCGAGAAGGCUAAAGAAAUCCUGACAAAAGAAUCCAACGUUCAAGAGGUUCGAUGUCCAGUCACUGUGUGUGGAGAUGUACAUGGGCAAUUUCAUGAUCUCAUGGAACUCUUUAGAAUUGGUGGUAAAUCACCAGAUACAAAUUACCUGUUUAUGGGAGACUAUGUGGACAGAGGAUAUUACUCUGUUGAAACAGUUACACUGCUUGUAGCUCUUAAGGUUCGUUACCGAGAGCGCAUCACCAUACUCCGAGGGAAUCACGAGAGCAGACAGAUCACACAGGUUUAUGGGUUCUACGACGAGUGUUUAAGGAAAUACGGAAAUGCAAAUGUUUGGAAAUACUUCACAGACCUUUUUGACUAUCUUCCUCUCACUGCCUUGGUGGAUGGGCAGAUCUUCUGUCUACACGGUGGUCUGUCACCAUCCAUAGACACACUGGAUCACAUCCGAGCACUCGAUCGCCUACAGGAAGUUCCUCAUGAGGGUCCAAUGUGUGACUUGCUGUGGUCAGAUCCAGAUGACCGUGGUGGCUGGGGGAUAUCUCCUCGGGGAGCUGGUUAUACCUUUGGCCAAGAUAUUUCUGAGACAUUUAAUCAUGCCAAUGGCCUCACGUUGGUGUCCAGAGCUCACCAGCUGGUGAUGGAGGGAUAUAACUGGUGCCAUGACCGGAACGUAGUAACAAUUUUCAGUGCUCCAAACUAUUGCUAUCGUUGUGGUAACCAAGCUGCAAUCAUGGAACUUGACGACACUCUUAAGUAUUCUUUCUUGCAGUUUGACCCAGCACCUCGUAGAGGCGAGCCACAUGUCACUCGUCGUACCCCAGACUACUUCCUGUAAUGAAAAUGUAAACUUGUACAGUAUUGCCAUGAACCGUAUAUUGACCUAAUGGAAAUGGGAAGAGCAACAGUAACUCCAAAGUGUCAGAAAAUAGUUAACAUUCAAAAACUUGUUUUCACACGGACCAAAAGAUGUGCCAUAUAAAAUACAAAGCCUCUUGUCAUCAACAGCCGUGACCACUUUAGAAUGAACCAGUUCAUUGCAUGCUGACGCGACAUUGUUGGUCAAGAAUCCAGUUUCUGGCAUAGCGCUAUUUGUAGUUACUUUUGCUUUCUUGAGAGACUGCAGAUAUAGGAUUAAACAUUAACACCCGUGAGUCCAGUUGACUUCACUUAGCUGUAGCUUACUCAGCAUGACUGUAGAUGAGGAUAGCAAACAAUCAUUGGAGCUUAAUGAACAUUUUUAAAUAAGUACCAAGGCCUCCCCUCUUGUUGUGUUUCUUUCAGGGAUACCAUUAAUUUAAUUGUAUGAUUUGUCUGCACUCAGUUUCUCCCCUUCUCAAAUCUCAGCCCCGCGUUGUUCUUUGUUACUGUCAGAAAACCUGGUGAGUUGUUUUGAACAGAACUGUUUCCCUCCUGUAAGAUGAUGUUACUGCACAAGUCACCGCAGUGUUUUCAUAAUAAACUUGAGAACUGAGAAAGUCAGGUUUGAAUUGUAUCAGUGGGCACGACUGGUGCUGUUUAUUAACAAGAUAAAUCUAUUGAUCAAUUUCAGAAUUUGUAGAAUCCCAGGUAAAGAAAAAUAAAGAUCAAGGCCACUGUGUAACCUCUCUGGC